AGCCAAAUCGACAAUUUGGGCAGCUUUGCAGCUAUUGCAAGCUGUUUGUGGUUGGAUUCAAGUUUAUGAAAUUGCACCUCCUUCCAACUGCCUUUUGCGGAUGACAUACACAAAUUCAAAGAGGCCAUUUAAGGUUGCAGUUCAGCAUUUAAUGCUGUUGUCGUCUACUGAACUCUUUUAGUGGAAAAACUCCGGAAUGAGACUAUUGUGCACUGUGUUUUUCUUUGGCCUUUUAGUAAUGGCCAGUGAAGUUCUUGAAACAUGUGCCAUAUUGACAGGCCAGGUCCCACAGGUAUUAUCCUAUUCCUUGGACAAGCUUGGUGUUAGCUUGCAAAUGCACAAGGUUGUCGCCUCGUCGGUACAGACAUCCAAGAUGCGGUGUGCAGCUACCUGCAUGGCAACUGCCAGUUGCACACAUUUCUGCUACGAGCCAACAACUAAGCGUUGCCUGCUAGAGAACGCUGACUCGGACAUUGUGUCCAAAAGUCUGGAGAACACAGGAAUUUGCUACCAAACAUGCUCAGUCAAGUGUUCAACCCCGAGGCCGUUGGGAAUGGAAGACUAUACCAUCACCAAUGCACAAAUCUCAGCGUCCAGUAAUUACUACACAGGAUGCUGUCAUGCCCAUUAUGCACGGCUCAAUAGACUUAUCCGAUGGUCACCAUUAAGUGGUGACUCUUAUCCCUGGAUCGAGGUGGACCUUAUGGAGAGAACAGUAGUGUCCGGUGCCAGUACGCAGGGAAGUCCGUUCGACUACUGGUACGUUAAGAAGUACAAAGUGGCAUACCAGAGGCAACCCUCGUCUGAGCGCGUAUACGUGACAGAUGGAAAGGGACACGUCGCGACAUUCACUGGUAACACUAAUCGCCACGCUCCGGUCACUAACCUGUUUGAUGAGAGUGUGGUGGCCACGUCGGUGCGCAUCGAGCCUACCAGUUGGAAUGGUUGGAUUGGACUCCGGUUUGAGUUGCUUGGGUGUCCUCGUGAUUAAUUCAGAACUAAUUUGCAGCCCCGACAAAUACAAAUUAAGAUUAUUUUGAUUUCCAGCAGACAAUGAUAUUUGACGAGGUUGCAAUUGAUGAUACUCAAUGUAUAUCACAGAGAAGCAAUACACUGAUCACUUAUAUAUUCCUCUGAAUAAUUUAUUCCUACUCUGUUAUGUACAUGUAUACACACAAUUUCUGUGUGUGUCAGCUUGUGUAACGUUACCGCACACGAUGCUGUGUUCGUCCCGUGUUUUAACUCAAACCACGAUGGAUUGACCUUGCGGUAGUCCAGACUAUUCUACUGUAGUUGUACAUUCCUGAAGUAUCCUGUAUGAUAUCGUUAUUUCUAGCUGUCUGAAAGUUUCUUGUAAGAUUAAAUAAUGCUAAAAUGUGUAUUUGAAAAAACUCACGUAGUAGAAAGAAAUUUUGGGAAGAGUUGUAAAUUAUAAAAGACGGGCUCUAGUGGGCAAAGUCAGAAGGAGACUAAAGGAGGGAAAGAGACGCGCAUGCGCACCAAGAGAGGAUAUGGAAUUCAAUUCUACCGUGGGCGUGUUCUAAGAAGUCGUUGACUUAUUUACUUUUCCACUAUUUCAGUUAGUGAUGACGAGUUGUCUGCGCAACGACACUUGUAAAAAAAUUCGUUCAGACCAAGUGAAGUGCAAUGCUGAAUUUUGUUCCGGAAGAGACAGUUUGUGAACUGAACCCAGUUCCAGUUUGGAGUAGCAAAGUUCCCGUAUUUGCAAGGGUCAUCACGCCCUCGCCAUUUCGUCUCGAGCCCGGUCAUUCUUAUUGAACGUGGUCUUUGUUCCCAUUCCAGCUCAUUUUUGCACCUUCAAGGAAUAAACUGUUUUUCGCCAUCUAUAGAGUCCAUCAUUCUUUGCUGUAGUGUGUACCAAGCUCUAGGUCCGUUAGAUCAUCUUGUUUAUAUAGGAUUUUUUGUCUUGAUUCCUUAUCCUUAUCAUUGUAAACUAGUUCCAAUUACCUUUUUUUCGUUUUCUGUUACUUGCUAAGCGUAACAUUCUCCUUAAAUCAUAAUUUUUAUUUGUUCGUUAAAUCAGUAUGAUCGUGUUUGACUUCUUUACUGCAUUGAGCAAGAAGGACUUUCUUUUUGUCAAAUAUUUUCAAUUUUCUUUUGAUUUGCGCAAUAUGCGGGACAGGCAUGCCGUUUCAUGGCUUUUAAGUUUUAUGGCUUUUUACUGAUAAAAAAACCCUUGCAACUUUGGAUCUUCAUCAAACUUACACCACCAAUGGAUCCUUGUGAUUAGAUGUGUCUAUAGAAACGACGUCAUGGUGACGUCAUUGAAAGAUUUCUUAAU
This is a messenger RNA of Acanthaster planci (crown-of-thorns starfish), 2302 nucleotides long. Its product is annotated as retinoschisin-like. Lineage: Eukaryota; Metazoa; Echinodermata; Asteroidea; Valvatida; Acanthasteridae. The record is from RefSeq and is a predicted model, not a curated record.